AUGCUCGCAACUCAAGCAAUGGCUGUCGACACAACCCGGCAGGACUUUUAUCCAAAUCUUGAUUACUUAAUCAAUCGAUCUGGGUUAUGGCCGGAAUUUCCGCCGUUUAAUCUCGACUUCCGCCCACCGCAAAGUAUUUGCAGCCAGUUCGACCUUGGCAACCAAAUGACUCUCCAAGCCACUGUUGUUCCGGACUUCUCCAAUAACCAAGGCUCGGUUCUCCAUGCACAAGGUUAUCAACAGGACCAACCAUGGCCUGCCAAAGACAUAUGCUCACCACAACCGCAAGACGAUGGAUAUCUACCUUCUCUUCCGGCACAAAACCCUCAAGCAUUCGAAAAGCUUGGGGAUAGCCAAGACAUGAUGGACAUAGACAGACCGAACCAAAUGGUUAGUAACCAAGAGUACACAAGCCUCGGUUCAUUACUACACGGCGAGCAAUCGCGGGUCGGAUCAUUCCCAGUGGGACAUCUACGCCAUCAGUCCUCGGUGGAUUUUGGCGAGGAUCUUUUGCGCAAUAGCCACGACACAGUCAAUGAGAAUAUUUUUGCAGAGUGGUGCUGGGGACCCGGAGAACGCACCGCAACUCGGGCUGCUCAUGAAGGCUCUGUGCAAUGGGGUAGUGACUCUAGCUUCGGCUCCUCGAGAGGGUCUCACACAACGACCACCGGCAGCUCUGGAAACCCGAGGCCAUUCUCUCAUCUGAAGGUCUCUGAACAGAAGGAAGCCGGGCCCAUGGUUCUCCCACGUGGAUACUCCAGCGAGUUCUGCAAACUGAAGGCUGGUAUUUCGGCAUCGUUGAGUGAACAUCCAAUCACUUGGCCGGUACUGAGAACACGGACAAGCCCAAUUGAUCGAGACGUUUUGUCAACUUAUAGAGCUCUUUCAUUGGAAUAUCUCGGCUCUGCGCUGCACGAACAUAAGCCGCUUGCCACAGUUGGACCACGUCGCGAGAAGCUUACAGAGGAGCAGAAGCGACGAAACCACAUUCUGCAUGAGCAGAAGCGCCGUGCCAUGAUCAAGGAGGGAUUUGAUAACCUCCUCAACCUGGUUCCAGAUCUCAGAGAUCGCGGCCUCAGCAAGUCUGCCAUUCUGGCCAAGGCGGCUGAGUGGUUGGGAACCCUUGCAUGUGGAAACAAGGCACUGCGUGCCCAAGCAAGGGUUUUGGAAGGCGCUGACAACACGACUAACUCAAACAAGGUUGCCUCUCGUCAACAGAGAAGUUACAGGCGGUCGAGCCGUCGCAGCUAA
Messenger RNA from Pochonia chlamydosporia 170, 1251 nucleotides. RefSeq names its product HLH transcription factor. The coding region runs from base 1 to 1251 and encodes 416 amino acids. The record is from RefSeq and is a predicted model, not a curated record. Gene Ontology annotation, biological process: regulation of transcription by RNA polymerase II. Lineage: Eukaryota; Fungi; Ascomycota; Sordariomycetes; Hypocreales; Clavicipitaceae. The transcript has 2 exons. Gene Ontology annotation, molecular function: DNA-binding transcription factor activity, RNA polymerase II-specific; protein dimerization activity; RNA polymerase II cis-regulatory region sequence-specific DNA binding.